Messenger RNA from Racocetra persica, 234 nucleotides. NCBI's taxonomy places the organism in Eukaryota, Fungi, Glomeromycota, Glomeromycetes, Diversisporales, Gigasporaceae. The record is from the annotation of a GenBank genome assembly.
AUGUAUUCUAUUACUAAAUUAAAUACACAAGAGGAAAUAUUGAACAUAUUAGAAAAAAUCAAGAAAUCUGAUGAACCAGAAGUAGCAGAGUGGGUUAAUGAUAAAUAUAAACUGUGGAUAUUGGCUGAACUUUCAUCUGCAUUUACUCAAAUAAAUGCUGAUAUUUGGAAUCAAACACCAAAUCAUACUAAUGUUAGUGAAUUGGCAUAUGCAAAUAUAAAUCAUGAUGUUUGA